GCAGGUGGACGCGGUGGCUGCCGGGGCUGGUAGUCCCUGGAGAGGGAAGGGAAGGGCAGGGCAUUCCGGCCGGCUGGGCGGGCGGAGUGCGGAGCCAUGGACAAGCUGAAGCGGGUGCUGAGCGGCCGCGACGCGGAAGAGCCGAGCGGCCUGGCCGAGGUUAUCGAUGCGACUUCCUUAGGCUGGGGCGCCCGAGUGAAAGGUUUCAUUGCCUGUUUUGCGAUCGGAUGCCUGUGCUCGAUCUUGGGUAGUUGUCUGCUAUGGAUACCAAAGAAAGGGCUGGUUCUCUUUGCAGUGUUUUAUACCCUGGGGAAUAUUGCAUCCAUUGGGAGCACCAUGUUUCUUAUGGGACCAAUGAAACAAUUGAAGCGGAUGUUUGAGCCUACACGUUUGAUUGCUACUAUUGUUAUGCUAUACACAGGUUUUUUUUUGUCUCUGCAACUUUCCUGUUUGCUCCUGUUGUGCCUCAUACUAACACUGUGUUCUGCUUUCUGGUGGUGUAAGGCAGGACUUGCACUGCUUUUCUGCAUCUUACAGUUUUUUGCCAUGGCAUGGUACAGCAUUUCCUUCAUACCAUAUGCAAGGGAUGCUGUGAAGAAAUGUGUUUCAGUCUGUCUGUCCUAACAGGAAUACUGGGUGUCUGACGAAGUUCUAGGUAGAACUGUGUUGGAUCACUGUGUUGUGUAGUCUCCUACUUCUGUCUUCAACACGUGCCUUUCAGCUGCUUGUUAGAAGCUCCUUGUGUUAUACCCAGCAUCUGCAUGCAUUGUAAGCAAUGGUGUCUGUGGGACAGGGGGCUUGUGAUCAAAUGAAAUUCAAUUUGGCAGAAGAACUGGGCAGAGGUCCACAAUUUGUUAUGGUGAUUCUUGCAUAAAUUCAUGCAUUUGGUUUUGCAAAAGUUUCAAAGUAAUGUGUGAAUUCUGUAAAGUGAAAAUCUUGGCUCUGGUGGGACUGUGCCAGUUCUGGAGUUGAAAACUGAUUUCUUACCAACAACUUGUUUUUUUUUUUUUAAUAGCCUUAUGUCACUUAAUCUUUGCACUGUUUGCCUUAGAUAAUGAAAUAUUGAUAUUCUUUCUUUUCCUAUCUCUCUUGAAAAAUUUUAGUUUUAUGAGAUUUCUAAAAGAUGUAAUGCUAAAACUAAACACGGUUUUGGACUAACCAUGAAAUGUUUGCAUCUUUGAUGAAAUACUUAAUUCUCAGUCCAUACUGAUACUCUUUCCUUAAAAUACAUGAAAGGGACAUUUUCAUCUGAAAAAUCUUGUUCCUGUUGGAAAAGCAUUCGUAAAAUAAGGUCCAUUGAUUUUUCAGCUACCAGGAACCUGAGUUCUUUUCCUUGCUCAUGGUUGCAAGGUAGGAAGCUGACAUUUUUCACACGAAGUGAGGGGCUUCUCUUCCAGCUGUAGAAUAAGAGCAAUGCAAAGGGCGUGGUAGGCAAGCAAUAAAAUAAUUUAUGUAUGUCCUUUCUCAAAGGACAAACUGUCAUAAGGUAGAAGUGGGUUAUUGUUUUUAAGCAGCCUGGGUCAGGGACAUUUUCUUCUGAACUUGUAAAUAAGUUAAAACUCCAACAUUUAUCUUUGUUUCUUUGUAAGUAGAAUCAGUUUUCUUUCUGCUAAGACUCUUGCACACACCAGUGAACUUCUCUGCAUGGAGGAGAAAGCACAAUAUUCUGUUGCCUGUGGUAGCAAGGAAGGCAUGAAAUAAUCCCUCUGCCAGCUCCAAACAAGUGCUGAGUGGUCUGUAUCCAAAUUCCAAGGCCACUCUGUUCUCUUCAUCUUCUGAGCUAUAUAUAAUCAUUUACUCCCAUGGCAUUGCAGUGGUCAGUUUAAUAUCUGAGCACAGAUACCUGAUUCUGCUGUGUGAGAUAAUGUUUAACUACUUUCCCCUUUCCUCUUACCAAACUGUCUUGCUGAAGCCAGUGUUUAAGAUUAUGGUUUUCCAGUGCACUCUAGUGGAAACUGAAGCAUCUCUUCCUCAAUCUACUAAGAGUUUAGUUGUUUAAGAGCAUUGUGUUUGUAUGGCAAGGGUAUCCCUGACUUGUACCACAAAGACUUUAAUGCAAGAAAAAUCUGGAUCUACCUGGCUGUGAAGUAUAAGCUCACAGUUUAGGCUAAUACUUCUAUGGCUUCCAGAAAGUUACUAAGAAAUUAAUUGAUCCAAAAUUUUAAAUUUAAGUGUCCUUCUGAUAAUUUAUAAAGCUCAGUACCAUCCACCUGUAAGGAUCCUCCAGAAAAAAAAUAAUUUAAAAUUCCCUUUGUAGACGGUAUCAAAGGGAGAUUUUGAUAAGCGUUCUGUGGAUUCUAGGUGCCAGAAUUACUGCUGAAAAGGAAUUUGAAUGGAAAAUGCCACCUUGGAAAGAUGUCACUGAUGUUGGAAUGAAACAGUUAUGCAGAUUCAAGUACUGCGUCCUGGUGCUUUUUUGCCUCCCAGGAUUUAGAAGUCUGUUGAAAUAAAUAUGUUGACUAUUAAUCUUCUUGAAAAGAUGAUUUGAUUAAAUACCCAAGAGAGACUGGGAAUUAAAGAAAACUGAUCCUUCUUUUCCCUGACUGAUCUAAGACAAGUGUCUAAACUGAUGUGUGUCUUUUUUUAUCAGGGACUAAGUUCAAAACCUAAUUUACAUCAGUCAAAGGACCUAUGCCAGUCUUUUCUUAGGACUUUGAUAAUGUUUACAGAAUUCCUUUUGUGUAAGGGAAAUUGAAAUGCAAUGCUCAAACCUUUUACAUUCCAAUAUUCCUUUAAUUUUAUAAUCUCCGAAUGUCACUGAAAAAAGCUACAAGCACAGUAUCCAUUGUUUCUCCUUCCCCUCUCCAGUUAAGUUACGUUAACUCUGAUCAUCAUUCCAGGUUCAGCAGCCACGAUAACGGAAUUUGACUUUUGGGAUUCUUUUUUUUGAUUACUUUAGAUUGGGAGGAGUACAUACCUUUUGAUUAUUCCUUGGAUAGCUUGGGCAGGGUUCUGGUAGCCUGACUCUCUGGCAGUUCUUUUGGAAGAACAGUACAGUUGGGUAUGGCGAAUAUUAGUUUUUCAAUGUGCACUAUUUCUAGCUAACUAGAACCUUUUAGCUGGCUCUUGUGAACACAACCAAUUAGAAGUAGGAAAUUUAUGAAAAUACCAGUAGAGAGCACAUAAAUGGAUUUUUGUCCUUUCCCCCUCUCGUCUCAGUUUAAAACUGUAAUUCCAGCUUCACAGCCUUUUAUGCAGGAAGAGAGAAGAACAAACCUUCAUUUGACUGCACAGCACAUGAGGCUAGGCAAUUGUGCCCUUACAGGAAGUGAACUCAAGGGAAGAUGGCAAGGACAGACACAAGGAUCACAAGAGUGCCACUGGGGUUUAUUCAAGAGUUGCCCUUUAGUGUUUUAUUCUGUUCCUCAGGACAUCAGACAGUAGGAGAGACUUGCCAUAUUCUUGCCAAUAUGUGAAAUGUACUCAGGGUUUGUUGCUUCAUCUUCAAGCAGUUUUUAUUUAAAGUAGCUCUCCCAGAACAAAACUCUUUAGAUUCUUACUCACUUUCAAAUAGUUGUAGUGACACUGUUUACAAGUUUAUCAGCAAAAGAAAUUUCCCUUUUAUUGAAGUAUAUUUUAUAUGACUUUUACAUAACUAGGGAGUAAACUAUAUGAAUAAACUAUAUGAAUAUUCCCUCUUGAGUAGUUUUAAAUCUGAAUUAGAUUAUAUCAUUAUACCUUUUUUUUGGUCAUUAAACCUACUUUGUGUUACAUUUUGAUAUCAUCAACUUUGGUUAUCUGCUUGGCAGGAAGCAUGGUGAGUAUUUCUGAAGCUUUCCAUCUCACUGUCCUUGAGGGCAGGAAUGUGUGUUGGUGUGUUGUGUGCACUUUACUGUGAAUAGAGAGCUUCUGGUUGGAAUCACAAAGCUCCUUCCUUCCCAAAGUCCUUGCUCAGUUGCUUACAGCUCUUAACUCAAGGCUGACUUCCCUAAGGAAACUUCUUUGGUGUUGGGUGCCCAUCUCAGUAGGAUUUGGUGUUCUAAAAGAAAGUGCUUUUUGCUCAUUCUGUUGACCAAUUUGUCCAACUUUUUUUCACUUUUUGCUGUACAGAUAACCUCAACCAAGCAGCCUUAGCGUACAGUUCUAGCAGGAAAUUUGUGUAUUCUGGAUCAGCUGACUUUCCAGCUAUAUUAGAAAGGGAGAUAGGGAGUGUGAUAGUCAUCUGUUCCCGAAGUACUGAGACUCUAUACAUUGAAAUACGGGAAUUUUUUUUCACUACUUCAACAUUUUGCUCUUUUCCAUGUGAUUAAGUCCAUUCUGCUGGAUCGGUCCAUGUCUCACAAACGGGAUGGGACUCUGACUGGUUGCAGACUUAGGAUUUAUUAUCUGUCUGUAUCAUACAAGCAAAAAGCAAGAGACACAGGAAAAUAACAACAUCCAUGCAAAUCCAGAUCAAAGACAAGAUGGCAGCUUAUGCAGAGCCUUUUUCUACAUAUUCUUUGAACCAGUAGCAUAAAAGAAAAGGUGUAAGGUCAUUAUAUUCUAGCCAAUAAGAAAAGGAUCCAUGUGGGUUUAACAUUAACAAAAGGACUUCUAUAAACCUCAAACAAUACACAAUAAUUCAUUAUUUAAGAUUGAAACUUUUUCUGUCUUUGCAAAGACAAAAUAUAUCUAGAACUUGUCACAUCUUGAACUAACAAUAAGUUCUUGUUCUUUCUUGUUCCUUAUGAUAUAUAUAAAUGUAUUCACUUGGUUUUUAACUUCCUAGUUUCCCAUGAGAAGGUUUAGAAAUUUCCCAGCCUUUGUUAGCUUUGUGUCUACUUUCUGAGGAUUUUUGCACUUUCUAAAUUCUUUUACCUUUUUAUAUUCCUACAGUCCAUUAUGAAUACUCAUACUAUCUGAAAUGUUUCAACACUGAUGAUGUGAACAAUUUAAUCUAAUUCAGUAUUUAUAGUAAUAAGAUUGUUCAUGAGCUGUUACAAAAAUCAAGGAAGAAUUUUCUGCCACAAGUUCUUUUCAGAAACCAUAUUUUUUAAAGGAAAGUAUGUUGGGCUCUAUGUGUGCCUCCAGCUUCCUGAGAACAGCUUUUCCUUCAUUUUGGUACUUAAUCAUGUUCAUGAGAUCACUGUGCUAUUGUAAACUGAGGAGGAGGAGGAUGUUUAAACACAUUUGUCUUAAAUACUGAUGUUUACAACCAUAGCAUGUGCUGACCAUUUUGGAGGGAAAGCACACAAAUGAUUUAUUGUCUUAAAACCAUGUGCCUCGCUGGAAUGUAACUAAAUAUUUUACCAGCUGUGGAAUAUUUUUGUAAAAUAGAAACCAAACUCAGAAAUUCUCUGCAAUAUUUUAUGCUGUUACUGGUUGUGUUUGCUGAUGUGCUUUUCCUAUGUAUUUACAUGUUGCGGUGGAUGCUCCAUGUGUGGGGACACGAGGCUCGACUCCAUUUCCUCAGAAGGCUGAUUUAUUAUGUUAUAUAUUAUACUAAAAUACUACAUAAAAACUAUACUAAAAGAACAGAGAGAAAAGAAUGAUCAGAAGGCUACAAAGAACAAGAAUAGAAUAGAAUGCAUAACAAAAUCCUGUGACUGCUCACAGCCUUGGCACAGGUGGCUGUGAUUGGUCACUGAUUGAAAACAAUCCACAUGGACCAAUGGAAGAUGCACCUGUUGCAUUCCACAGCAGCAGAUAGUUAUUGUUUACAUUUCUUUCCUGAGGCCCUCAGCUCUCAGGAGGGAAAAAUCCUAGGAAGGGAUUUUUCAUAAAAUAUCAUAGCUACAUUUACACUGUUUGAUUUUUACUUUGAUAAACAUCUUUUUUUCUGACUUACAACUUUCUCUGUAAUGAAGUGAAACCCUUACAAGUGGUGUUUAUUUCCUUUAGUAAAGUUAUCACUGUAUUAAAUUAAUUGUUCUUACAGUUAAUGUUCUGAAUGUUCUUGUGAAAUACAAAGCUGUGUUUCGUGUCAGGUACAUACAGGCAACCUGUGUAUCUGUGAUUGUGAUAUGUGUGGAAACUGACCAUGGGACAGUUAUAAAGACAAUUCUAAUAAAUAACUGAGGAAGUAAAGCAUGGAAGAAGGCUUUUAAACCUAUCCUUUGUUUGCAAUUAACCUUUAUAAGUCUUAAGUUGAUUUAGGAACAUUCGAAUUAAAGCUUUGAGGAUGUUGCUGUUUGACAGGAACUUUCUGCUUCUAGCUAAAAAGUGUUUUGCAAUAAUAACCUUUUGAAGUAUAAUUUUAGAAUAUUGCUUGUAGUAAGAAUCUUUGAAACUAUAGCUUUAGAAUAUAUAAAAAGGAAACAUGCUUAUCUCGAUGCCUUAACAAAAUAUUGAAAAGGAGCUUGAAAAAGGAAGAUGAACAUCAACUCAAGGAUUGAUAGUUUCAACCAAGGGAAGCUGGACAUCACUCUUAUGAGAUUUAGAGUCCUUGCAAUUAAAAGGUGAACCCACAUCUGGAAUCUGGACAUCACCAGCUGGGAGACUUCUUCUUUCAGAAGCUGGACCCCACCAUAUGAGGAUACUCUUUUCUGAGAUACAUCCUGACAAAAACUAAAUCACAAUAAUGUAUAGAAUUGUGACGUAAAAAUUUGGAAUAGAAACUGCUGAGAAAGCUUUUGAGUACUCCUGUAUAUAUCUGUAAGCCCCAACUAUCGGUGUGCAGUUGGAGGGAAAAUUUCCCCCACUGCACCCAGCACUGUAUUGCUCAUACCUUACCAUAUUAAUUAAUAAAUUGAUUGCUGCUUGAA
Passer domesticus (house sparrow) is the source of this 6683-nucleotide messenger RNA. It is a transcript of the gene SFT2D2, whose product is annotated as SFT2 domain containing 2. Bases 97 to 624 code for a protein of 175 amino acids. NCBI's taxonomy places the organism in Eukaryota, Metazoa, Chordata, Aves, Passeriformes, Passeridae. Gene Ontology annotation, biological process: vesicle-mediated transport. The transcript has 9 exons. The record is from RefSeq and is a predicted model, not a curated record. Gene Ontology annotation, cellular component: membrane.